AUGGUUAACUCCGAAGCCGCUGCUGCUCCCGCCGCUCAAGCUCCAGAAAAUCCCGGUUUUCGGCGACCGCAAAUCGCCCCGCCAAAAUCACUCGAAGUUGACGGCGAUCGAGGUGAUAACUGGAGGUUGUGGAAACAACGAUGGUUAAACUACUAUCUCCUUGCCGGUCUGAAUGACCAAAGUGAAGAUUACAAGUGUGCCAUGCUACUGCACUGCAUUGGCAUUGAAGCCAUGCGACUUUUCAACGGAAUGAAAUUCGGUGAAGGUGAAGAUCGCGACAAGAUGGCGGACAUUCUUAUGAAAUAUGAUCAGCACUUUCUCGGUCAAAAACAAGAAUUCUUCGAGCGCUUCCAAUUCAAUCGACGAAAUCAAGAAUCUGGUGAGUCUAUUGACGAGUAUAUCUCUGUAUUACGCAACAUGGCCAAAACCUGUGGCUUCUGCGAUUGCAUACGUGAACUCUUGCUCAUGGAUCGCCUUCUCUUAGGUAUCUCAGAUGACAAGACUCGUGGGGAACUCCUCUCAACACACGAUUUUACACUGAGCAAAACCAUCGAAAUUUCUCGUGCAAAAGAGGCCGCCUCUCUUCACAUGAAAGCUCUCAAGAAUGAAGAGAUUAAUAAGGUGAUCAAUAAAUUUAAGGAGAAAAAGCCUGGUGACGACAAACACAAAACUAACGGAAAAUCUGGAGAUCAUGUAAAAGGAAAGACAAAAGACAAUUCAGGUAAAGGAAAAUCUGGAGAAACUAGUGAUCCGCGCGCUACUAAAAGAAAGUGUCUUUUCUGCACCCAAGUUCACCUCAUGAGGAAGGAACUGUGCCCCGCGUGGGGAAAGACCUGCAUGGCCUGUGGUGGCAAAAACCACUUUCAAAUGUCAUUUAAGUGUAAGCACCACAGCGUCCACUUUGUUGGUGAAGACUACACUACCGACUCCUCUGAAAGUAGCGGUAAAACCAUUAGUGGAAUUUCGACUGAUCAGGAUCAAUUCGUCAACGCAGUCCUACUUGGCAACCAACUCAUUUUCUGUGAAAUGGAAGUUAACAAGAAGCCGGUGAGACUACAAAUCGACUGUGGCUCUACUGUAUGUAUUCUGCCCAAGCGCUACGUUGAAAACACCCAAAUUCGCCCUGAAAAGAUAAACCUCCAGAUGUGGAACACAACCUCUUUGCAAGCCCUCGGCAAAUGCAAAAUAAAAGUUGUGAAUUCGACCACAAAGCAAAGCUACAAAGUGGACUUUUUCAUCGUUGACAAGGAACUCACCCCUUUAUUAAGUGGAAAAGCGGCACAGAAAAUGAAUCUCAUCACAGUCCACUAUGACAAGUUCAAGGUCGUAAAUGCAGUUUCGUCACCUGAACGUGACUAUGUCCAACUCUUUCCUGACACCUUCAAGGAAACACCUGACACACUCCCUGGCAAGAAGGUACACCUCACAGUUGCUGAGGGUGCCUCCCCGGUGAUUCCAAGUGCGCGCACCCUGCCUGAGUCACGUAAAGAUGUAGUCAAAGCCGAACUCCAGCGCCUUGUGGACACCGCUAUGAUUGUGCCUGUGGACGAACCCACCGACUGGGUGAGUCAAAUGUCUGUCGCUGAGAAAAAGUCCGGUGUCAGAAUCUGCAUAGACCCUCGCCCACUCAACAAAGCCCUCAAACGAGAACACUACAAGCUACCUGUCCUAGAGGACGUCCUUCCAGAACUAUCUCAAGCGUGCAAGUUCUCUGUCUGCGACCUAAAAGCAGGCUAUCUGCACUGCGAACUUGACCACCCUUCGAGUCUGCUGACGACAUUUGCAACUCCAUUUGGACGCUAUCGCUGGUGCCGUCUCCCCUUCGGCCUCACGGUUAGCAGCGAGAUCUUCCAGAAAAGGCUCCACCAGGCACUGGAGGGUCUCCAGGGUGUCCGCUGCAUUGCCGAUGAUGUACUCAUCUGGGGCCGCACAGAUGAUGAACAUGAUGAGCGGGUACAUUUGUUCCUACAACGCUGCUGUGAGAUCGGAAUUACUCUCAACAAAGACAAGUGCCGUUUUGGUUUACAGGAAAUUCCGUUCAUGGGCCUCGUCGUAAGCAGCAAUGGUCUUAAGCCUGACCCCGCCAAGAUUGAUGCAAUAGUCAAGAUGAAGCCGCCUACAGACAAGGCGGGUGUUUAA
Messenger RNA from Stylophora pistillata, 2139 nucleotides. RefSeq names its product retrovirus-related Pol polyprotein from transposon 17.6. Gene Ontology annotation, molecular function: nucleic acid binding. Gene Ontology annotation, biological process: DNA integration. The record is from RefSeq and is a predicted model, not a curated record. Lineage: Eukaryota; Metazoa; Cnidaria; Anthozoa; Scleractinia; Pocilloporidae.